AUGUCGUCAGCAAUAAUCGACGAGUCCUUCGCCGUGCACAGUUUCGAUUUGUACUCCGCCUCCUGCACCGUCGAGAAUGCUUCUCCUGCUUUCCGGUUUCAAAUCCAGCAACGAUGGACAGCACCUACUGGGAAGAGUGUCGACAAGGUCGUUCGAGACGCGCAGAAAAAGGCGCGCAAGAAAAACGGCGACGAGUCUGACCACGGACAGGGAGAGCAGCUAGGCGCAGACAACGAGGAAGACCUUAGCCCCAGCGCUGCUGGUGGAGCUGACGAGGAAGAC
Messenger RNA from Amoebophrya sp. A25, 282 nucleotides. The record is from the annotation of a GenBank genome assembly. NCBI's taxonomy places the organism in Eukaryota, Dinophyceae, Syndiniales, Amoebophryaceae.